Molecule: messenger RNA, 2115 nt
Organism: Ochotona princeps (American pika)
Lineage: Eukaryota; Metazoa; Chordata; Mammalia; Lagomorpha; Ochotonidae
Gene: SLC26A11
Product: solute carrier family 26 member 11
Exons: 17
Coding region: 5-2074 (689 amino acids)
Biological process (GO): transmembrane transport
Cellular component (GO): membrane
Molecular function (GO): secondary active sulfate transmembrane transporter activity
Source: RefSeq, a predicted model, not a curated record
GAGGAUGAGUAGCGCGUUCCUGCGCGCUCGGCACAGCCCCAGGCAGAGCAGCAGCGUGCAGCAGGCCGGCCACAGGCUGGGCAUGGCGGCGGGGGCAGCGAGACCGCGGCCACGCCCCCGGUCACGCGCCCCGAGCCCCGCCCCGUCACGUGCUCGCGCAGGUCCUGCCCCGUCCCGCUGUGAUUGUUGCAGAUCCGCCUCGGAAACCUCGGGACCCGGGCUAGGCGCCCAGAGGGUCCGCCCUGGAGGUGCCCUGGUGGGUGAAGGCUGUGGGUCCCUGGGUGGGGGCAGGCCACCGGGCCCCGGCAUGGCGUCCCCCACCUGCUGCCGGCCCGGCCUGGUGUCGAGGAGGCUGCCCGUCCUGGCCUGGCUGCCCAGGUACUCUGUGCAGUGGCUGAGGCUGGAUGUCAUCGCCGGGCUGUCGGUCGGGCUCACGGUCAUUCCCCAGGCGCUGGCCUAUGCAGAGGUGGCGGGCCUGCCACCCCAGUACGGCCUCUACUCAGCUUUCACGGGCUGCUUCGUGUAUUUCUUCCUGGGCACGUCCCGGGAUGUGACCCUGGGCCCCACGGCCAUCAUGUCCCUCCUGGUGUCCCUCUACACCUUCCGUGAGCCCGCCUAUGCUGUGCUGCUGGCCUUCCUGUCCGGGUGCAUCCAGCUGGCCAUGGGCUUCCUGUGCCUGGGGUUCCUGCUGGACUUCAUCUCCUACCCGGUCAUCAAGGGGUUUACGUCUGCGGCUGCAGUCACCAUCGCUUUUGGGCAGGUCAAGAACCUCCUGGGACUGCGGAACAUCCCCCAGCAGUUUUUCCUGCAGGUGUAUUAUACCUUCCGCAGCUUGGGGGAGACCAGGGUUGGGGAUGCCGUGCUGGGCCUGCUCUGCGUGCUGCUGCUGCUCGCGCUGAAGCUGAUGCGGACCCACCUGCACCCCCUGCACCCUGAGACCCCCCCCAGGGUUCGGCUCAGCCACGGGCUGGUGUGGACUGUCACCACAGCACGCAACGCCCUGGUGGUCACCUUUGCCGCCCUGGUAGCCUACUCGUUUGAGGUGACCGGACACCAGCCCUUCAUUCUCACUGGAGAGACGGCCCAGGGGCUGCCCCCAGCGCGACUCCCUCCCUUCUCGGUGGUCACUGCCAACAGGACGGUCUCCUUCGCUGAGAUGGUGCAGGACAUGGGGGCUGGGAUGGCCGUGGUGCCCCUCGUGGGCCUUCUAGAGAGCGUGGCAGUGGCCAAAGCCUUUGCCUCUCAGAAUAAUUACCGCAUCGACGCCAACCAGGAGCUGCUGGCCAUCGGCUUCACCAACGUGCUGGGCUCCUUUGUCUCGUCCUUUCCCGUAACGGGCAGCUUCGGACGGACGGCUGUGAACGCCCAGUCAGGGGUGCGCACCCCAGCAGGGGGGCUGGUGACCGGUAUGCUGGUCCUGCUGUCCCUGGGCUACCUGACCUCGCUGUUCUACUACAUUCCCAAGUCGGCGCUGGCUGCUGUCAUCAUCAUGGCUGUGACCCCACUGUUUGACAUCAGGAUUUUUGGGACCCUGUGGUGUGUGAAGAAGCUGGACCUGCUGCCACUGUGUGUGACCUUUCUACUGUGCUUGUGGGAGGUGCAAUACGGCAUCCUGGCCGGCACCCUGGUGUCCCUGCUCAUCCUCCUGCAUGCCGUGGCCCGGCCCAGAACGCAGGUGUCCGAGGAGCCCGUCCUGGUCCUGCAGCCGGCCAGCGGCCUGCACUUCCCAGCGGUUGAGGCCCUGCGGGAGGCCGUGCUGAGCCGGGCCUUGGAAGUGUCCCCGCCGCGUGGUGCCAUCCUGGACUGCACCCAUGUCUGCAGCGUCGACUACACCAUGGUGCUGGGGCUGGGCGAGCUGCUUGGGGACUUCCACAGGCAGGGCGUCAGCCUGGUCUUCGUGGGCCUGCAGGUGCCCGUGCUUCGUGUCCUGCUGGCCGCUGACCUAAAGGAGUUCCACCACUUCUCCUCCAUGGAGGAGGCAGAGAAGUUCCUGAGGCAGGACUCAGGGCCCCAGCACUACAACAGCAGCGAGGACUCGGUCCCAGAGCACGAGGUCUCCCUUCUGAAGGCUUGAGGGGCGCCCGUGGGCAGGCGGCUUGGAGAGACUUCGGGAAG